Molecule: messenger RNA, 1122 nt
Organism: Hyaloscypha bicolor E
Lineage: Eukaryota; Fungi; Ascomycota; Leotiomycetes; Helotiales; Hyaloscyphaceae
Product: glycoside hydrolase family 16 protein
Exons: 4
Coding region: 126-1028 (300 amino acids)
Biological process (GO): glucan catabolic process
Molecular function (GO): hydrolase activity, hydrolyzing O-glycosyl compounds
Source: RefSeq, a predicted model, not a curated record
GUCCGAGUGCAGAUUGGAGAAUAUGCAGAACAUUCGCAACAGUCGCCGCGCCGGGUAGUCUUUCUUUAUAACCUCGUUUGAUCUUUCUUGUGGUUCUUCAACCAUCUUACGCUCCUUACUUCAAAAUGGGUGUUGCACCUUCAAGUCCGUCUGGAUACACCCUCGCUCAUACUUUCGAUUCCACUAAUUUCUUUAACGAGUUUAAUUUCUUCGCAGGGGGUGAUCCGACUCACGGAUAUGUCAACUACGUUUCGCAGAGUGCUGCGCAAGGCUCCAACCUCGCCCACAUUACAAACAAUCAAGUGUACCUCGGCGUAGACACAACGACUUAUCAACCCGUCGGAGGUCGAAAUUCUGUGAGACUGACGAGCAACCAAGCUUUCGGAGAAGGGCUUGUCAUUGCAGAUAUCGAACACAUGCCAACUGGAUGCGGCGUCUGGCCGGCCUUUUGGAUGUUUGGCGCCAAUUGGCCCGCCGGGGGGGAGAUCGAUAUCAUAGAAGGGGUCAAUAACCAAUACGCGGACUCGGUUACUCUACACACGAACCCGGGAUGUGUUGUCAGCAACUCUAACUCACAGUCGGGCACCUAUACUAUCACCAACGACUGCAACGCUGGUAAUGCCGGUACGGGAUGCACCACGGGAACCUCCAACCCAAACAAUUUUGGGGCUGGUUUCAAUAGUGUUGGAGGAGGCACUUAUGCAAUGCAAUGGGCAUCAACGGGAAUAUAUGUGUGGUUUUGGCAAAGAGGACAAGUGCCGGGAGACAUUUUGGCAAGGCAACCAAACACGAAUGGUUGGGGCACACCGUUGGUAACUUUCACUGGGGGUGGUUGUAACUUCAACACAUUCUUCUCAAGUCAGAACUUAGUUUUUGACACAACCUUCUGCGGGGACUGGGCUGGUUCAGUCUGGGGCAGCGGGUCUUGUGCUUCUUUGGCACCUACUUGUACUCAAUAUGUUGCAAACAACCCCGGCGCAUUUACGAACGCUUACUGGCUGAUCAACUCGGUUCAAGUAUACCAGUAGACUAUGCAGCUCGGGAAUUAAAAGAAAUAGAGGCUGAUGAGAUGAAGUGUGCAUUCAGUGUACAUAUUUGAAUAGAAAAUUUCGUGGCCCGGCG